CGGCGGCCGCGGCACAGGCGCCGGCGCUCCCGGCGGCCCCGCAGUCCGGCCCAGGAGCGCGCCCACCCAUGGCCCUCGGGCCGCCACCCCUGCGCCCAGCCCCGAGCGCAGCCGCCGCCACCGCCGCUCGCCCAGGGCCAGCGUAGCCCCCGACUGGGGCGCGAUGCCGAACGCCUCCGGCCUGGACAGAGCUCUUAAGAUGUCCCUGCCCCGAAGGUCGAGGAUCCGCUCGUCCGUUGGACCUGUUCGUCCUUCUUCGGGCUACAAGAAGGCAGAGGAUGAGAUGUCCCGGGCCACGUCUGUUGGAGACCAGCUGGAGGCACCAGCCCGCACCAUUUACCUCAACCAACCGCAUCUCAACAAAUUCCGUGACAACCAGAUCAGUACGGCCAAGUACAGCGUGUUGACGUUUCUACCUCGAUUCUUGUAUGAGCAGAUUAGAAGAGCUGCUAAUGCCUUCUUCCUCUUCAUUGCCUUAUUACAGCAAAUUCCAGACGUAUCUCCAACAGGAAGAUAUACCACCCUGGUGCCAUUGAUCAUUAUUUUAACAAUUGCAGGCAUCAAAGAGAUUGUAGAAGAUUUUAAGCGGCAUAAGGCAGACAAUGCAGUGAACAAAAAGAAAACAAUAGUGUUAAGAAAUGGUAUGUGGCAUACCAUUAUGUGGAAAGAGGUGGCGGUGGGAGACAUUGUGAAGGUCGUCAAUGGGCAGUACCUCCCAGCAGACAUGGCCCUGCUGUCCUCCAGUGAACCUCAGGCAAUGUGUUACGUCGAAACAGCUAAUCUAGAUGGGGAGACAAACCUUAAAAUACGUCAGGGUCUGAGUCACACUGCCGACAUGCAAACAAGGGAAGUAUUGAUGAAGUUAUCUGGAACUAUAGAAUGUGAGGGACCCAACCGCCAUCUCUAUGACUUCACUGGAAACUUGCACAUAGAUGGGAAAAGCCCUGUUCCCCUUGGGCCUGACCAGAUCUUAUUAAGAGGUACACAGCUUAGAAAUACUCAGUGGGUCUUUGGCAUAGUUGUUUAUACUGGACACGACACCAAACUCAUGCAGAAUUCCACAAAAGCACCCCUCAAAAGAUCGAAUGUUGAGAAAGUGACUAAUGUGCAGAUCCUGGUGUUGUUUGGCAUCCUCUUGGUCAUGGCCUUGGUGAGCUCGGUGGGGGCCCUGUACUGGAAUGGGUCUCAAGGUGGAAAGAACUGGUACAUCAAGAAGAUGGACACAACCUCGGAUAAUUUCGGAUAUAACUUGUUGACAUUCAUCAUCUUGUACAACAAUCUUAUUCCCAUCAGUCUGUUGGUGACCCUCGAGGUUGUGAAAUACACUCAAGCCCUUUUUAUAAACUGGGACACAGACAUGUAUUAUCUAGGAAAUGACACUCCUGCAAUGGCCAGAACCUCAAACCUUAAUGAAGAGCUUGGGCAGGUGAAAUACCUAUUUUCUGAUAAAACUGGAACUCUCACAUGCAAUAUCAUGAACUUCAAGAAGUGUAGCAUUGCUGGAGUAACCUAUGGUCAUUUUCCAGAAUUGACAAGAGAACCAUCGUCAGAUGAUUUUUGCCGGAUACCUCCUCCCCCUAGUGACUCAUGCGACUUUGAUGACCCCAGGCUCUUGAAGAACAUUGAAGAUCAUCAUCCCACAGCUCCGUGCAUACAGGAGUUCCUCACGCUCCUGGCUGUGUGCCACACCGUUGUCCCUGAGAAGGAUGGAGAUAACAUCAUCUACCAGGCUUCCUCCCCAGAUGAAGCUGCGUUGGUGAAGGGAGCUAGGAAGCUGGGCUUUGUCUUCACAGCCAGAACGCCAUACUCGGUCAUCAUAGAAGCAAUGGGACAGGAACAGACAUUUGGAAUCCUUAACGUCCUGGAAUUUUCUAGUGACAGAAAAAGAAUGUCUGUGAUUGUUCGGACUCCUUCAGGCCAACUUCGGCUCUACUGUAAGGGGGCUGAUAAUGUCAUUUUUGAGAGACUCUCAAAAGAUUCAAAAUACAUGGAGGAAACACUGUGCCAUCUGGAAUAUUUUGCCACGGAAGGCUUGAGGACUCUGUGUGUGGCUUAUGCCGACCUCUCUGAGCAUGAGUAUGAGGAGUGGCUGAAAGUCUAUCAAGAAGCCAGCACGAUACUGAAAGACCGAGCUCAGCGGUUGGAAGAGUGCUACGAGAUCAUAGAGAAGAAUUUACUGUUACUUGGAGCCACAGCCAUAGAAGAUCGCCUUCAGGCAGGCGUUCCAGAAACCAUAGCAACUCUACUGAAGGCAGAAAUUAAAAUCUGGGUGUUGACAGGAGAUAAACAAGAAACUGCAAUUAAUAUAGGAUAUUCCUGCCGGUUGGUAUCACAGAAUAUGGCCCUUAUCCUGUUGAAGGAAGAUUCUUUGGAUGCAACAAGGGCAGCCAUUACACAGCACUGCACUGACCUUGGCAAUCUGUUGGGCAAGGAGAAUGACGUGGCCCUCAUCAUCGAUGGCCACACCCUGAAGUACGCGCUCUCCUUUGAAGUCAGGAGAAGCUUCCUGGACUUGGCGCUCUCCUGUAAAGCGGUCAUAUGCUGCAGGGUGUCUCCUCUGCAGAAGUCUGAAAUAGUGGACGUGGUUAAGAAGCGGGUAAAGGCCAUCACCCUCGCCAUUGGGGAUGGUGCCAACGACGUUGGGAUGAUCCAGACAGCUCACGUGGGUGUAGGAAUCAGUGGGAAUGAAGGCAUGCAGGCAACCAACAACUCGGAUUAUGCCAUUGCACAGUUCUCCUACUUGGAGAAGCUGCUGCUGGUCCAUGGCGCCUGGAGCUACAAUCGUGUGACCAAGUGUAUCCUGUAUUGUUUCUAUAAGAACGUGGUUCUCUACAUUAUCGAGCUUUGGUUCGCCUUUGUUAAUGGAUUUUCUGGGCAGAUUUUAUUUGAACGUUGGUGCAUCGGCUUGUACAAUGUGAUUUUCACUGCACUACCACCCUUCACGCUGGGAAUCUUCGAGAGGUCUUGCACCCAGGAGAGCAUGCUCAGGUUCCCACAGCUCUACAAAAUCACCCAGAAUGCAGAAGGCUUCAACACAAAGGUUUUCUGGGGUCACUGCAUCAACGCCUUGGUCCACUCCCUCAUCCUCUUCUGGUUUCCCAUGAAAGCGCUGGAGCAUGAUACUGCAUUGGCCAGUGGCCAGGCCACAGACUAUUUAUUUGUUGGAAAUAUUGUUUACACGUAUGUUGUUGUCACUGUGUGUCUGAAAGCUGGUUUGGAGACCACAGCAUGGACUAAAUUCAGUCAUCUGGCUGUCUGGGGAAGCAUGCUGAUCUGGCUGGUGUUUUUUGGUGUCUACUCAACCAUCUGGCCCACCAUUCCCAUUGCUCCAGAUAUGAAAGGACAGGCGACAAUGGUCCUGAGCUCUGCACACUUCUGGCUGGGAUUAUUUCUGGUGCCCACAGCGUGUUUAAUGGAAGAUGUAGCCUGGAGAGCGGCCAAGCAUACCUGCAAAAAAACAUUGCUGGAGGAGGUACAGGAGCUGGAGACGAAGUCCAGAGUGAUGGGGAAGGCGAUGCUUCGGGACAGUAAUGGAAAGAGGAUGAAUGAACGUGACCGCCUACUGAAGAGGCUCAGCCGGAAGACACCCCCCACUCUCUUCCGGGGAGGCUCCAUCCAUCAGUGUGUCCCCCACGGGUAUGCCUUCUCUCAAGAAGAGCAUGGAGCUGUUACUCAGGAAGAAAUCGUCCGUGCUUAUGACACCACCAAAAAGAAACUGAGGAAGAAAUAAGAUGUGAGUCCUCCUGAUUGAUCCCAGGAAAGAGAUGCGGUUUGUCACACCCAGUGUUAACACAUCUCUGUCAGAAGAGACUGGUGUCAGCAGCCAAAACACCAUAAAACCCAUUUCUGUGGCCUUAGCCAACCAGUUUGUUAGUUCCACGUUCCCUCGCAAACCUGGAGUAGAUCCCACAGGGGAAGCCAUGUUGUUCCCUUCCAGUUCGUCCGCAGUGCUUGGCCUGACUUCUGUUUAUGUUGUUCUGAAGCAUUCAGCUGUGCUCUGUGAGGUGUGAAAUUAAAAACGUUAUGUUCCACCAAUAUUUAAACAUCAGUACUAGUUGUUCUGGGAGAAAGGUGAGAGUUUUAUGUUGCGUGAGAAACCUGCCUUGCGAAAUUGGAGCGGGGGCACGCUUCCUUCCUGUUUUGUUCACUCACAGAGGAUGUCCGCCAGGCAGCAUGUAAACGCCACUGUAGGCAGGUUGAUGUCUUGCUUGGUUCUGAUUCCUCUCUUGUUUGUAUGAAGUGGGCAUACACUUCUUGAUGGCAGUGAAAUCCCCAAAAUGUCUGUUAUCAGGCUGGUAACCCUGAGAAGGCGUCUCUGAACCUCUUAGCCACACUCCCGGCAGGGCAGGCGGGCCACUGUUCGAGCAUCCUCCCGCUCCCUUCCUAGGUGCCUUCUGGGCUGUCCCGGCUUCCUGCGUCUCGGACCUCCUGCAUGGCUGACCGCUGUGCUCAGCGCAUGGCAGCUGGUACGCAACCAGCCCAACCGUGCACUAUUUCUUGUCCUAGCACAGACUCAGAUAUGGAUGCAAGAAAUCUCACCUGCCACCACCCUUGUCCUAGAACUAAAGAAAAGAAGCCUAGCUAUUUGUGCAUAUUCUAAAUGUUUAUCUUGCUCUCCCAGGACAGGGAAGCCUGCAGGUCAGUGUGGGGUAGAAUGCUUCGGCGCUCCCUCUCUGGUCAGGCUUUCCAUACUCAUUCCCCAACCUCCAGGCCACUGAACCUUGGGCAUUCACUUCAGCGAGACCCACACGUGUUUUCUCGGGAGUUCAGACCCCAUUUUGGACUUUCCCUGCUGGGAAACCAAUGAAUGUGCAGCAUGUCUCCCCAGCGAAGGGAUGCACCUGUUGCUCUGUAACUCUAAAAUUAGGCAGGAUGAAUGAACCCAGUGGGAGAGUUGGGGCACCUGAGGCUGGUGGGGGAAGACCACCAUCAAAGGGGACAGCGAGAGGCAAGGAACACAGAGACCCGGGGAGGAGGACAGAGAGGACAUGUUAGCCAAGACUCCUCAGUGGACAUCGAAAUCAAGCCCUGAAUCCCAGGCAGUUGUGAUAAUGCGUGCAGGAGGCUAAACAAGACGCUGGCACACAGUUUUAAGCAGCAAGACUUCCAGACAUUUCAAGGAAAUGCCCUUUUCUGCAUGGAUGAGGUUCCCAUCCUUAUCCAGUCAGUGGUAGAUGCAGGCACCUCCGAAAAGAAAGUGUCCUGACUCUAAGAUAAGGAGAAGUGCUGCUUCACUGACUUGCCAAACUUCUGGGUCCCGCCUUCUAAAUUUGGACAGAACUUGCCUGCCCUCGGGCAUGAACACGAGCACCUGGAGCCCUUAAUGAAUGGCUAGCCUGGAGGCACGCUCCCUCCUCUGGGCCUUGCUUGCCAAACCAGG
This is a messenger RNA of Lontra canadensis (Northern American river otter), 5380 nucleotides long. RefSeq names its product ATPase phospholipid transporting 8A2 (gene ATP8A2). Gene Ontology annotation, molecular function: magnesium ion binding; ATP hydrolysis activity; ATP binding. Gene Ontology annotation, cellular component: plasma membrane. NCBI's taxonomy places the organism in Eukaryota, Metazoa, Chordata, Mammalia, Carnivora, Mustelidae. Bases 164 to 3730 code for a protein of 1188 amino acids. The record is from RefSeq and is a predicted model, not a curated record. Gene Ontology annotation, biological process: neuron development; phospholipid translocation. The transcript is spliced from 37 exons.